Messenger RNA from Diaporthe amygdali, 2310 nucleotides. RefSeq lists its product as uncharacterized. Lineage: Eukaryota; Fungi; Ascomycota; Sordariomycetes; Diaporthales; Diaporthaceae. The record is from RefSeq and is a predicted model, not a curated record. The transcript has 2 exons. Bases 1 to 2310 code for a protein of 769 amino acids.
AUGGACCACACCAGCGGGAAAGCGUCUGAUCCCGAGCGGAGGGCCUCGGUCAGGACAUCGAGGAGGAUAUCACUUCAGCAUGACGGUGGAGGCGGAGGAGUGUUACUGGACGUGGACGACGACGAUUAUGCUCUGUUGGCUCUGGGCAUCUCGGAUGGGUUCCGACCGCAGCCCAUGGACAACGCCGACCGCAACGAUCCACCAGCUUCCCGAAUCCGGCCAGACCCAUCAACCGUUUCCACAGUCACACAAUCAGCCGAAGAAUCAACAUUACCACCACGGCUGAAUCGUUCCAGCAUAUCAAAACCCCCUCCGGGUCGCGAUUCUUUCACCCUUCGGCAUGAUGGCGGCAUGGGCCAUGUCGCCGGUCCAUCCCUCUCGCGCGUCUCCAGUGCCUCGACCGAAUCGCCCUACCUCCCCGAGGAGACCCCAUACCAGGGCCCUUCGGCACCUUCGUUCCCUUAUCAAAUGUACUCCCAGAACCCCCGAUUAGCCAGGACAUUAAGUGUCACAACCACCUCAUCGACUCCCACAACACGGCCUGAAUCAGAGUACAACGGCCCGAGCGGCCCCACGCAUCCUUAUUCCAUGUACCCCCAGAACCCUUUCGCCGACACAAGCAGUCAGGUCUCUGUGCCCGCCGUGCCUGCCAUUCCUGUCGGAUUCGCCUCCAGCUCGGAUCCUUAUCAACGCCGCAUCGGGCCGGAGGGUGAGGAAGCCGCCGACAUUAUUGGUCCGGACGGACAUACCGAGGAGCUUCCACCAUACACGAGAUACCCAGAUGAAUACUACAAUCGGAAGAUACGAGACACCGAGGACCAUCAGAAUGGAGGUCCUUCAGUUGCAGCAGCCGCGGUGCCACUCAGCACUACAAGGGCUGUGUCGGGUGCCGGGCCAGUAGCAGGUGCCGGGGGGUUGGGCCUCGCUGCUCGAAACCCAGAGUUUGAUUCGGUCGAGGACAUUGGCACCCCUCAGUCACGGCAGUCUGCUAGGAGCUUCACCAGCGAGAGCCACCACGAGAUCAACACGGCAGCGGCAGCAGCGGUGUCAGAGAAGCCGCAACUAAACAAGUUCCAGAAAUUCGCGAAGAGGAAAGCUUGCGGCGUAGUACCGUACUGGGCCAUAUGCUUGACGACCACCGCCGUUAUAGUAGUCAUUAUCAUCGUAGGGGCUGUUGUUGGAACGUUGCUAUCCAAGCACAAAAAGCCGCCACGAAAAAGCAACUCUUCACAAUUUCAAGACGGCGUUCCGACCAUGACCAUCACCUACGAUGCGACGCCAAUCCCAACUCCCACCGACUUGCCUGCGCUUCCGACAGGCGUCUAUGGCUUGCCUCUUAACCUCAACAGGUCACCGAACACUUGUUUUGAAAACACCGCCCAGAGUUCAGCAUGGACUUGCAAUCUAAUAUUCGGGCAAGCAGUCCACGUUCAGAUGACCAUUAGCAGGAAUGCCCCUCAGCUUGGUGACCAGGGCAACUACGACAUUUACCUUGAGACCAACAAUUCUUUCCCUGGCCCUGGCGGUAACCGCGACGAUAACUUGUUGGCUUAUGGUGCUCAGCCCCCCGUCAUUCAGCCCCCCAUGGGUAUGCAGCUCGUCAACGACACCUUUGAUCAGGAACGUGGCCCAGCAUGGUUCAGGAUGCUUCCCUACAACAAGACUGUCGUUGUCCCCGAGGAUCUGCUUUCUGCCGACACCUCCUCAACAAAAGCUCGGCGGAAUGGGGGGAAUUUCAUGCCAGGCCCCGGCGACUUCCAGCGCAAGGAUGUAGCACCAACGGGCAGCAAGCCCUGGAUCUGCAAUUGGCCCGACACGUUUGUGGAAGUGUUUAUAUACGCGGAACAGAACAGCAGCUUCGCUUCUCAGACAAAGGCAUCAACUGGUACAAUCACCCCACCGCCGUUCGCGACUCCUACCGGUUUCCCGACACCAACGGGUUCCGGCGCUGCAUCAGCAGUCACAAGCCAAGUGGCUGACUUCAUGCCACUCGCUCCUUACCCGAGGGCUGUGAAGGUGAAGGAACGGCGCACUGACUCGGCACCUGCGCCGUACUGCGUUCAAGUGACGGUGAUGCCAGAUAACACCACACAACCUGUGACGAACUCUGCCGGCGAGCCUGUGAUUGUCUACAUAAAGGAGGACGAACCGGGGCCAGUCAUGUCUGAAGCAGAGCGGAAAGGGAGGCAUCGUGAUGACAAUUCCAAGAACAAGCGGGAGCGGGAUGCCCUUCGAGAAUAUCUAUACCCUCGAGGCAGCGACGGCGAUGGCGACAUGAGUAAUUGCGGCUGCAUGUGGUUUUCAUCAUGA